UGAAUAGAAGCUGACUGGUUCAACACAGUAUAUGCUGCUGCUUUUAAGGCAUAAACUUGAACUUGGCAACUCAAGGUAACCUUUCAUUUCUACAAACAUUCCAAGAUGAGCAUCGUUGCACUAUUGAUGCUUGCACUAACCUGCUUGACAGGAUCAAACCAUGCAUUGUUUCAAGACCAAGCUGGUACAUAUGAUUGGAGACAGCAGUAUGUUGGGAAAGUCAUUCAUGCAAUGUUUGAUCAGUCCACUGUGUCUGGUAAAAGAAUUCUUGUUGCCACCCAGCAAAAUGUUGUGGCAUCACUUUUCUCUAAGAAUGGCAAGAUAGCUUGGCGCCAGAUUCAGGAAGGUAAUGUCCAAGACUCAAUCAGCUCUCUGUUGCACUCUGAUAACUCUUUGGUCAGUUUAUCUGGUCAUGCAUUCUUGCGUAACUGGAGUCCAACAUCAGGAUAUUUGCAAUGGGAAGUCCCUGUAAAUGGAUCUGGCAAAUCUAGUCAAGCAAUUUUUAUUGAAGAUACUGAUGAGCAAAUAGCUGUCACCUCUGGAAACACACUCUAUGUCAUUUCCGCUAAGACUGGCUCAGAGAAACUUAAACAAUCUCUCCCAAAUAGUGAAUCAACUGAGUAUGGAUUGAUCUAUAGCAAAUCAGAUAAGAUAUACUUGGUCGGUAUUGCAGAAGAUCAGCAUGUAUCAGUUGUAGCCUAUGACUCCCUAGGCACAAUACAGUACCAGAAUACCCUACCUGCUAUCUGGGUCAAAAUGAAUUCCCAAUGUGAGAUAUUUGGUGAUAACCUUGUUUGCCUUGAUACUAUUUCAAACACUGUAUAUUCAACUCCUCUAGAUGGGAAAGCUUUCAAAUCAGUGGCUUUGUCUGACUUUGGUUUUGAGCCCAAUCAGCCCAAACUAGUUGCCUUAACAGAAGAUAACUCUAUUAACAGUUUUGGAAUAAUAAUUGAUGGUGAAAAUGCUGCUGUAUUAGGAAUUGAUGCUGCAGGUGUGAAAGUUGUGAAAGAUCUUCCUCAGGCUACAGCAAUGCAAGUAAGUAAACACCCAGAAACACAAGCAAAUGUGUUAGUCACAGUAGGUAGAAGAUCCUCAGAUGAUAUAUUCCUUAAAUUAUAUGACUUGGCAACAGGUAGUGAAAUUAUUGAUAUGUCUAAAACUAUUCAUGUUGCUUCCCACCAUGGUAAACCCCAAAAGAUUGUUGUCCAGUUAGUAAAAAGGAAAGAAAGCUUAUUGAAUUUUAGGCUGUUGCUAGUAAGUGAUGAUCACUCCAUGAUCCUUCUGCAAACAUCUGGUCGUUCUGUUUGGGUACGUGAAGAAGCAUUGGCUUCUGUCUUAAGUGUAGAGAUGGUGGAUCUACCUGUAUCUGAAGUACAGGCAAAGUUUGAUGAUGAAUUUGGUUCUUCUCGUGAUGAUAUAGUUGCUAUGUUUAUCAAAAGGUUCAAGACUCAGUUUCUCCAACUCCAAACAUUCAUACUUCAGCUGAUUGAUAACAUCCAAGGUCAUAAGCACAAAGCUAUUUUCACAGAAGGACACGAGGAAGGUGAUGAUGAAUUUGAAUUAACAAGAGACAAUUUCAAUCUAAACAAGAUCAUAGUAGCUGCUACUUCUGUUGGAAAAGUCUUUGGACUUUAUAGUUCUACUGGUAAAAUAGUUUGGAGGCAUAUGCUCCAUGAUGUUACACCCUUCUCAAGGUAUGGGUCUCCCAUGUUAGCCCUUUUGGUACAGAGAACCACAGCACAUUUUCCCCAUCAGCCCCAGUGUGUUGUUAUAGGAAAACAUAAAGUGACUGGCAAUGGUGUCCUAAGUGUGUUCAAUCCUAUCACAGGUGUUCCAGUCAAGAAUACCCCAUCAGAGGGCAUAUCACUCCAUUUCCAAAUAAAACAGUUUACCCUUCUCCCAAUGAAUGAUGAUCAUUUUAUCAAACCAAUUGCGAUACUAGACACAAAUAACAGAGUUUACCUCUAUCCGGAAAACAAGAAAAUUAUGAAAGAGAUUGAUAACACAAUGUACAUGUUCACAGCUAGUGAAGACACCAACACGAUGAUAGGCUACCAGAUUAAACAAAUGGAUGAUGAGCUUAAGGCUCAAGAAGUUUGGGCUGCAAAUCUCGGACAAGAUAACCAGGUUAUCACAAGUGUUACGGCUAAAAAGGUAGGUGAACAUGUUCAUUCCCAAGGACUGAUAUUAGCUGACAGGAGUGUGCUUUAUAAAUAUCUUAACCCAAAUCUUGUAGCUGUUACAACAGAAGGAAUUGAUGGCCAAGCUAAACCAUUCAUCAAUAUGUAUCUGAUUGAUACAGUUAGUGGCCACAUUGUGUUCAGUUGUUAUCAUAGGAGAGUACAUGGUCCUGUGAAGUUAGUUCACUCCGAGAACUGGGUCAUUUAUAGCUUCUACAAUGAGAAAAAUCGCAGGAAUGAGAUUAGUGUUGUUGAGAUGUUUGAAGGUUCAAAACAGAGUAAUUCUACAGAUUUCUCCUCCCUCCACCCACCCUCACCUCCUAUUGUAAUGAGACAGGCUUUUAUAUUCCCAUUCCCCUUAUCUACAAUGGCAGCAACUGUUACUGAAAAGGGUAUAACAGAUAAACACAUUAUGAUUGCUCUGAAAGCAGGGGGUAUUGUAGAAGUACAGAGACAAUUCCUUGAUGCUAGAAGACCUGUAAUUCCAAAACCAGAACACCGUGAAGAAGGAAUUAUUCCAUACAUCCCAGAGAUUCCUCUUAGCUUUGAACAAUUUAUCAACUACAACCAGAGUGUGUUUAACAUUCGUGGUAUACAUACUUCCCCAUCUGGUCUUGAGUCUACCUCAUUGAUGAUUGCAUAUGGUUUGGACAUAUUCUUCACAAGGGCAAUGCCUUCAAAGAUGUUUGAUGUGCUCAAAGAGGAUUUUGAUUAUUUCUUCAUUGGAGCAGUGCUAAGUGCAAUGAUCCUAGCAUCUGUCAUCACCAAGAAGCUGGCUGAGAGAAAAGCCUUAUACAGAGGAUGGAAAUAGAAGAGAUUUCACAACCUUAUUUCCUUUACACCUUGUUACUGAACAAUGUCAGACCAUCUCUGUUUGAUCAUUAAGCUGACAGCAUCGUGAUAAACAGAAAACAUGCGAGCAAAUGAAGCUUGGUGACAUGUGAAGUGAGUUUGUAUUUGAUGCAAUUAAAGCAUGAUUGCUUUGAUGGAGUUCAGGCAGUCUUUAUACAAUGAAAUAUUAGCCAUUGAUAUAU
Owenia fusiformis is the source of this 3214-nucleotide messenger RNA. NCBI's taxonomy places the organism in Eukaryota, Metazoa, Annelida, Polychaeta, Sabellida, Oweniidae. The record is from the annotation of a GenBank genome assembly.